AUGAAAGAUUUCUUCGUCAUUUUAAUCGUCGCGAUCGGAUUUUCGCAAUGCCAGAAGGAGAAACUCCUGGUCGACAAGAUCCGGAACAAUUUCCUGAACGCUGAAAACGACCUGUGGAAUUUCGCGCUUCACAGCAGCAAAGAAAAUGCCAUCGAUCCAGGCCUGGAACUCGUGAGAAAGUUCAAGGAUUUCGACGAGCAAGUCCAACUGAUGCCUCAAGAUAUUUUAUAUGGCAUGGAUGAGAUUCGAAAAUCCGAAUACUUUCUGCUCAUCUUCUCCGAUGUGAGGGUCAUCAGCGAUUUGUACGAAAAAUUCAGGAGAUACCAGAAGGAUUUGCUGUCGACCACUAAAAACGACUACUCGCUGUACAGGCAAAUGGGAGAAACGUCCCACAUCGUAGAAGACAUUCUCAAUGACCCGAAGAACAACGUCAAUAAAACUGUACUGGAUAUUUACAAUCGAGUCUUCAAUGGAUCCUCGUUAAUCGGAGAUUUAUAUGAAAACUUAAUUUAUGCACAUCCCUUCACAUGCAAUUAUCUAAUUCAUUCGCGCCAGCAAGUGUUUUACAAUUUGUACAACUUGAUAGCCCUAACUGACCUCAAGGGCUACAUAAUGACACAAUUUGCUUACAUGGCUCUUAGGUUACAAGAAACAGGAAACCAUUCAGAACUAUCACUGGCAGCUAGGAGCCAAUAUGAGGAGAGAACUCUAAUGUUAACAACAGAUUUAGCUCUGUAUAUGAAUUCACAAACCAAUAAAAUGCACCGAUGUGAUCCUAAGGUACACGUAGAAGGAAAAACGUACACACAACUUACUCAGCUCAUACAGGCGCAUAUUGAGAACGAAGCCGAUAUGAAUCCUGCAAGUUCGUGCAAGCAAACCUGCUCUACUUACUCUUCGGCUACGAGUUACAGAUGCUACGACAGCUCCAGCGAAUAUUGCAAUAAAAGGAAGCCCUGCAACGGCAAGAUCUACGAUUGCAGAUUCAUGCAAUCGCAUUUUACAACCUGCAUAUCGCCCAGCAAUAGUUUACGAAGGUACGAAUUCAUAGAUUUGAAAAACAAAGUGCUCGGAGAGAAAACUUAUUGCUCCAAUCGCGACGUGGACAGUUGGACGAGAUGGUUCGUGCACUGCUCCUACUGUCUUUGCUUCUGCGAUCAACAAGGACCGGAAUCCGAUAGAUAUUUCAAUCUGAGACCGGUCAGGUCCGACACGGCGUCCAAUAAAGUGGUGACAGGUAUGAGGCUGAUAAAGCACAAUCGCAUCAUCCACAUACAAAUCCAAGAAGGGAAAUUACUGCCGCACGGUUACAUCGAUCAGAAUACGACGAGAUGGGUGCCAGUGGACAAUUAUAAAAUCACCAAUAACGGCGUUAAGAGAGGCAGUGAUUAUCACACGAUGGACUACUUCAGUAGAUCGUUGUAUUUGGAUACUGUGAAAACGACAGGACAAAACACCCUUAUUACAGGAGUAAAAUUUGUUAUGAUGGGUUCCGGACUGAGACUCCAAAUAAUCGAAACUCCGUUCGAUUUUAGUACUGGUCGAUUACACGAUGAUGAAACGAGUGAGCUAAUGGCAAGAGGCACCAGACGGAAAUUGCUCAUGGAGAAACCUAACAUCCCAAUAUACUCGAAGGAAAGCAAAAAAUUCGACACGAACACGUAUUUUAUUGAUUUCACCCACACGGAUUUGGACGCAGACGCCGGCCAAACGACGGUACCGUUUAUAGACAUUCAGCCCGUUUACUCGGACCCGGCGGUACCAUUAAAUUCCGCUGCUAUUUACUAUAAAGGCGGUAAGGGUUCAGGUGGUUUCAUUGGAAUGGAAAUAGGGACGUUCGAAUACAGCGAUAAAUUGCAAUUCGAUUUUCCCAAAGCGAAAUCGAGGGUAGACAGCGAAGAAGUUUUUUCAGUUUUACCGGCUUAAUUAA
Phyllotreta striolata is the source of this 1930-nucleotide messenger RNA. Lineage: Eukaryota; Metazoa; Arthropoda; Insecta; Coleoptera; Chrysomelidae. The record is from the annotation of a GenBank genome assembly.